AUGGAGGAAUGUUUAGGCAAAAGUUAUGUUCUAGUGAACUCUGAAAAUUUGGAAGAUUUUUUCAUAUUCAUAGGUGUAGGUUAUCUUGCACGUAAAGCAGCGGUAACCCUAAAGCAAACAGUUCGCAUAACCCGCAACGAAGACGGUAGUUAUAAGUUCGAAUUUAUAUCACCAUUGAAGAUUUACGAAUUCGUAUUUACGCCAGGAGAGGAGUUUGAAGAAGUAAGACCAGAUGGAGUGAAGAUGAAAUCCGUAGCCACCAUAGAGGAAAACAAAAUGACCCAUACGCAGACAGACCCCAACGGCAGAAAAUGUAUACACGUAAGAGAAUUUUAUGGUGAGAAAAUGAUUACGACUACAACAGGGGAAGGGUUAGACAAAAUAGUAAAGAGAUACUACGAGGCACGAUGA
Molecule: messenger RNA, 411 nt
Organism: Arctia plantaginis
Lineage: Eukaryota; Metazoa; Arthropoda; Insecta; Lepidoptera; Erebidae
Source: the annotation of a GenBank genome assembly